AUGGCAUCACAAUACCUCAGCAACAUGUUCUCCCUCGAGGGAAAGACCGCCAUCAUAACCGGUGCGACCGGUGGACUGGGCUCGGCCCUCGCCACCGCACUGGCCCAGGCGGGCGUGUCGAGCGUCGUCUCCAUCGAAGCGCCCAACGACCCGCUGUCGGCGGAUCUGAAGACCAAGGUCGAGAGUGUCAGCGGCAGCAAACUGACCGCCUUCCACUGCGACCUGCGCAACCCCAAGAGUCUGCGGGAAUGCUACCAGUCGAUAUGGAGCGCCGGCAUCGUGCCGGACAUCCUGAUCAAUUGCGCGGGCGUGAUGCGGCGCAACCUGUGCGAGAACGCCACCGACGACGAAAUCGAUCUGCUGGUCGACGUCAACAUGAAGGCCGUGUACAUCUCGAUGCAAGAGUUCGGGCGGAAGCUGUUCGCCCUCGGCCGGCCGGGCAAGAUCAUCAACAUCGCCUCCGUCACGUCGUACCAGGCCGGGUUCAACACGAGCGUCUACUCGAGCACCAAGGGCGCGGUGCUGCAGAUGACCAAGGCCUUCAGCAACGAGUGGGCCGGCAAGGGUAUCCAGGUCAACUGUAUCGCCCCCGGCUUCAUGCGCACCUCCAUGACCGCCCAGUACCAGGACGACCAGAAGAUGGUCGACUACCUCAUGCUGCGCGUGCCCAUGCAGCGCUGGGGCGAGCCUCAGGACCUGGUGCCCGCCAUGCUCUUCCUGGCCGCCCCGGGCAAUACGUUCACGUCGGGGGCUUGUCUGAUUGUCGAUGGCGGGUUUUGCGGCAAAUAA
Fonsecaea erecta is the source of this 789-nucleotide messenger RNA. RefSeq lists its product as hypothetical. Bases 1 to 789 code for a protein of 262 amino acids. The record is from RefSeq and is a predicted model, not a curated record. NCBI's taxonomy places the organism in Eukaryota, Fungi, Ascomycota, Eurotiomycetes, Chaetothyriales, Herpotrichiellaceae. The transcript is spliced from 2 exons. Gene Ontology annotation, molecular function: oxidoreductase activity, acting on the CH-OH group of donors, NAD or NADP as acceptor.